CGUCAACAAAGUUAAUUUUUAAACAAUUAUUUUGUAAAUUAGCUAUUACAUAUAACUAAGUUUGAGUAAAAAAGUAGUAAUAAAGGAUUAUAUGAAGGCAAAUUAUUAGAAUAUUAAUUAAGGAAGCAUUAAAAUUAAGUAAUUAAGCAUGGCAGAAGACGUGAAAUUCGAUAAUAUUGAGAUAAAAGAGGAGAUAUGUAGUGACGAGGAGUUUGAAUUUGAGUUUUCCAUUGACGAUACAGAAUACGAUGAAAUUUUGAAAGAGUUACGGGCAAAGGACAGCGAUUUAGAGGAAAUAGGCGACGAAGGCUUAAGUUGUCCAAUGGAUGGAUGUAAUAAGUCAUUUUCACGUCGAUAUAAUCUCACCCGACAUCUUCGUAGUCAUCAAGUAGGUGCAAUUGAGACUACUGGAAACAUUUGUCACAUUUGCGGCAAGAAUAUCAAAGGAGUUUACUCACUUCACUUGAAAAUACACGAUAACAUUAAGCCCUUCCGUUGUGACGAGUGUGGACGUGAAUUUCGUCAAAAGAUUGCACUUCGCAAUCACUUGCUUAUCCAUCAAAAUGAGAAGCCUCACGAGUGUCCGUGGUGCUUUAAGAAAUUCAGACAAAAGUACAGCUUACAGCAUCACACUAAGCGCCAUACUGGAGUUAAAGAAUUCAUCUGCGACUUAUGUGGCAAAGAGUUCUCAGAUAAGGUGACAAUGCAUAAACAUUCGUUAGUUCAUAGUACAAAUAAGCCACACCAAUGCGGUACAUGCUUCAUGUCAUUUCGUCACAAAUCAUCGUUAUCACGUCACACAAAGAUCCAUUUGAAGACAACACAGUGUCAUUUAUGCCAUCGUUCGUUCCGCUACGAAUCGUUCUUGAAAAAGCACUUGAUUACAGCACAUCAAGACGAGGAUGCAAUCAAUCAACCGCAAUAUAAUGCAUUCGUUAAGGAUUAUCGUCAGCGCUUUAUCCCAUCCACAAAAACCCGCGAGGAUGGCUCAUCUCAGCAGCAAUCUGAGGACUGUGUUGUUAUGUAUGACGAUCAAAAUGCAUCCCAAGUUAUUCAAAUUGAUGCCUCACAAUAUUAUGGACAACCAUCGAGGGUCAUUGUGAAUAAUGUGCAGAACUUUACAUAACAAAAAAAAGUUUCGAACUUUGAUUUUUAAGAAUUUCUUUUCCUUUUUUUUUCUUUGUAAAACUACUCAAAAAAUACAUUACAUAAAGAAUUGAUUUUAUGAAAAAACAAGCAAA
Messenger RNA from Chironomus riparius, 1241 nucleotides. Lineage: Eukaryota; Metazoa; Arthropoda; Insecta; Diptera; Chironomidae. The record is from the annotation of a GenBank genome assembly.